AAUCUGAGGCGCAGGCUAAUACUCAAACUCGACUUGAACUUAACUCCUGAUGAAAACCAUGCUAAAUAGACUAACUGUUCUCCUGGUGUCCUGUGCUCUGUCAGCGUUGUUCUCCAGUGCUGCUGGUCUCCUGGAGGGACUCUACUGUGGCAAAGAGAGCUGCUAUGACGUUCUUCAAGUGGACAAAGAUGUCACAGCUGCGGAGAUCAGGAGAGCCUAUCGACACCUGGCACUAGAGUACCAUCCUGACAAGAACAAGGCUGAGGGCUCUAGGGAGAGGUUCCAGCUCAUUAGCACGGCCUACGAGAUACUAAAGGAUGAGGAGGAGAGAGCAAACUAUGACUACAUGCUUGAGAACCCUGAGCAAGUGUACCGUCACUACUAUCACUACUACCGUCGUCGAGUGACCCCCCAGGUGGACAUCCGAGUGGUUGUGGGUGUGGCCAUCAGCGUCAUCUCUCUGGUCCAGUACCUCGGCUGGUGGCACUCAUACAAUACAGCCAUCAGUGCAGCUCUUAGAAUGCCAAGAUAUCGUGGUAAGGCUAAGGAGCUGGCGGUGGAGAAGGGGUUGUUGAAGGAGGGUCAGAGACGGAAGGGCCUCUCAAGGGAGGAAAUAAAGAACGAGGAGGAAACUGUGCUACGGAGAAUUGUGGAGGAGAAUCUCAACAUUCUCGGUGGAUACAGUAAACCUGUGUUGUGGGAUGUGCUCUGGUUCAAGAUCGUGUUCAGUCCGUAUUACCUCCUACGCUACCUCUAUUGGUACGGCCGGUGGGUGUGGUUGUUCACGCUCCGUGGUCAGUCCUACGGCACUGAGGAGGUGGUCUAUCUCACGAGGAGACAGCUUGGACUAUCCAUCACUCAAUGGGAGUCUCUGGAGGAGGUCAAAAGGUUAGAGCUGGUGGACAGGAAGUUGUGGGAGGAGUCUAACUGGACUGAGUACAAGGAAGAAAGAGAAGAGGAAAGAAAGACGGCGCUGCUAGAUAAUUCCAAGUACAAGAAGUACAAGAGAUACAUGAAAAGCACUGGACAGAAAAGAGUCACCGCAAACAGUUAGGGACAAUCAGUUUGUAUAAAUUAUUUUGCUUCGGUUAAUUUACUCUAGGUAGAAUCAUUGAAACAAUCAUUGACAUGAUCCACACGCCUGGCGCAUGCGCACCAAGCCAUUGUGUUAGUAAGCAAUUUCAAUCACAAUUAUUAUUAAAUUUAUUAUACAUGUAAUUGUUUUCAUUUUUACAUAAUUUUUUACUUUAUUCUGUGUAAGAAAAGUGUAAGACAUCAUUGUUUCUAAGUAGA
Molecule: messenger RNA, 1293 nt
Organism: Halichondria panicea
Lineage: Eukaryota; Metazoa; Porifera; Demospongiae; Suberitida; Halichondriidae
Product: dnaJ homolog subfamily C member 25-like
Exons: 10
Coding region: 50-1054 (334 amino acids)
Biological process (GO): protein folding
Cellular component (GO): endoplasmic reticulum membrane
Source: RefSeq, a predicted model, not a curated record